Bufo bufo (common toad) is the source of this 1056-nucleotide messenger RNA. Its product is annotated as olfactory receptor 1009-like. NCBI's taxonomy places the organism in Eukaryota, Metazoa, Chordata, Amphibia, Anura, Bufonidae. Gene Ontology annotation, molecular function: G protein-coupled receptor activity; olfactory receptor activity. Gene Ontology annotation, biological process: G protein-coupled receptor signaling pathway. Bases 1 to 1056 code for a protein of 351 amino acids. Gene Ontology annotation, cellular component: membrane. The record is from RefSeq and is a predicted model, not a curated record. The transcript is spliced from 2 exons.
AUGGCCAUGAGCCUGGCCACCUCACACAAGAUUUCUACAUUACAAAGCUUUGUAUUUGAUAUUAUAUUAAUGGAAGAGGUGCUACGCUUUUCCAAUGAAGCAAUACAGAAAUCCUUUGAUAGGAAAAUGGAAAUAUCUAAUACAAAUCUGACUGUGGUCACAGAGUUUUUCCUCACAGGAUUUCAAGGCAGCCAACUUCUAAGAAAUGUUCUAUUCCUUCUGUUCCUUAUUAUUUAUGAAGCAACCAUGUGUGGUAACCUCCUGAUAAUAUCAUUAGUACUCAACAGCAAGAACCUGCACACUCCAAUGUACUUCUUCAUCUCACAACUGUCCAUCAGUGACAUCCUGGUUACCACAGAUAUUGUUCCCAAAAUGCUCCACAUUUUACUACAUAAUGGGGGAACCAUUACCUUUAUUCACUGCUUGACUCAGUUUUUCUUCUUCUGUGCUGCCGAAGUAUUUGAAUGUCUUCUUCUCACAGUGAUGUCUUAUGACAGAUAUGUGGCCAUAUGUAAUCCUCUCCGUUAUACUUCUGUCAUGACAAACGAAUUUUGUGUUAAAUUGUCUGCUAUGUGUUGGUUGGUGGGUAUUUUUGUUACAAUUAUUUUCACUGUACCACCAGCAAAGCUAUAUUUUUGUGGCCCAAAUAUUAUCAACCAUUUUUUCUGUGACCCUAUUCCCUUUGUAGAACUUUCUUGUUCUGACACCUUCAUUGUUCACUUGGACUUUUAUAUUUUGGCUGUUCCAAUUUUAAUAAUCCCCGUCACAAUCAUUGUAGUGUCUUAUACUUACAUUGUUUUAGCAGUCUUAAGGAUCCCAUCCAGUACUGGUAGACAGAAAGCCUUCUCCACCUGUAGCUCCCACCUCAUUGUGGUCUCCAUAUUUUACUGGACAAUCUUCAGUGUUUAUGUUGUCCCACCACAUGUCCUAACACUUUCUGUUACUAAAAUCCUCUCACUGCUAUAUACUGUAUUCACCCCUUUGGUCAAUCCCAUUAUAUACAGCCUCAAAAAUAAAGACAUUAUGAAAGCUGUACAGGGAACAUUUCAUAAAUGA